AGCGAGGGCCGGCGGACGAGGCAGCGGCGGCGGUGGCUGAAGAAGCGGCCGGGGCAGGCGGGCAGCGCGCGGAGAGCGGCCCUGCGGGGCCCCACGCCAGAUUCCGUAAUGAUGAAUGGUUCCAGCGUGGCAAACACGACCACGACUGCCACCACCCCUGCAAAAUCCAAGGAGGACCAGGUAGUGAACGGGCAUGAUGAGAAGGAGAACAACCCCUUUGCCGAGUACAUGUGGAUGGAGAACGAAGAGGACUUCAACCGGCAGGUGGAGGAGGAGCUUCAGGAGCAGGAAUUCCUCGACCGAUGUUUCCAGGAGAUGCUGGAUGAAGAGGACCAGGAUUGGUUCAUCCCGUCCCGUGACCUGCCCCAGGGCAUUGGGCAGCUUCAACAGCAGCUGAACGGGCUCUCGGUUAAUGACAACACCCACAGCCACGUAUCGGAAGACAUUUUGAGCAAAAGCACCUUAAACCCCGACGCCAAGGAGUUCGUCCCCGGAGUGAAGUACUGAACCUUCUUGCAAAGACAAUUUCUUUUUGCCCUGGAUGGGGGUGGGGGUGGGGGUGGGGUAGCGGGACCCGCAAGCAGCGGUGGGGCAAAUAGACUCCUGGUGGGCGAAUCGGUGGGACUCUUUACGCUACUUCAUCCCUCUUUUUUCUUGCUGCGUCGGGACACUUUGAGACAAACUGACGAGAAGGAAUGCCCACCACGGGACUCGGCACAGAUCCAGACAGGGCACCUCCUUGGUUUUACUUGGUUUCCCCCCCUCUCACCUUUUCCUGUUUAACAGCAGCCAGCCUAGCCUGACCGCCAGCAGGGUCUCCUGCCUGCCUGCCUCCUCCUCCUCCCCACUGGGCAGCCCCUUCGCUGGGCACGCUUUGGACACUUUGCAGGCCCUGCUGCGUGGCGGGGAAAGGCCCCCCCGGACGUCUCUCUUUCCUUGGUGGAAGUUCUCAAGCAGGGCAGGCCAGACCUGCCGCCAGCCAGCCAGCCCACUGCUUCUGCUUCUCCUCUUCCGCCUGGCUUUGGAGCACCUCCCUUCCUCUUGCCCUCUCUCGCUCAGGCCAGUUGCGAUUCCAGCAGGUGAGGUUGCAGCCCGGUGAGCCUCAGCCUGCAAAGUGACCUCUCCCACCACCAAACCCCUGGGGGUCUUGAAGGCAGGAGAGCCUGAGGGCUUGGGGGAGUUGGCUCAAACCUCACCCCCCUCCAUUUGCAAGCACGUGGCCUCCUGCUGAGGAGGCAGGGGGGUCCCAGGAUGCCCACAGAGUUGUUGAGGCACGAUGAACCAUUUCCUGGUCUUCUGCAUCACUGUUUUUUUCUCUCUCAGCUUUCCUCUCCUCCUCCUCCUCCUCCCUGUUUUGGCCCCCAACUAAAAUAAUUGUAAUCAGGAAUGACAGGGUACAUUUUCUGCACCUGGCAGCUGCAAGGUGAUCCAAAGCAAACAAAGGACGUCUCUCCCCCUGAGGAGGGAGGCUUUGGGCUCUUUGCCGCUCCUGCCCAGGAGUCUUUGGCAGAGGGGGUUUCUGAUCCCAGCAGGUUUGUCUCUUCUCUCCAACUGGGUCCAGUUUCCUCGACAUCCUAGCUGCUGAGAAGUUUGGGGAGCUGCAGUUGGGCUUGUCUGCGGACCAGAAAGAACAGGUGGGCCCUAAACGGCUUGCAGAAAUCCAGGCACAUCCAACAGCACAGAGGGAGCUUCUGCCCAUCCUCUGGGCUUCUGGGUUGUCUGGUAUCUGCCACCACCUUCAGCAAAAAACCCAAGGCAAGACCAUGCUCUGCAUCUUACCUGGGAGAGCUAGGCAGGAGCUUGGAAAACUUCCCUAUCUCACCCCACCCCUACUGCCAGGGGUCUUUUUAUCCAAGCUUUGUCUCUUUCCAGGGCUCCCCCAUGGAAGGAAAAAUGGUGAGGGAAUAUUUUGGAGUUGCUGGGGGGAUUUUUACAGCAUGAACACACCUAGCUUCAUCUGCAAAAAAAGGGGGGGCAGCAGUUCUCCAUCAGCAUUGCCAGCUCAGCUAGCCCAGUUCAUGAGCCCCUUUGCUUAGCCCUCUUGCUUUCUUGGGGGCCAUGGGAAGAACACUCCUCCCAUGGCCUUGUGGGACAGCUGCAGUUCAGCCAGUCUGGACCCAGGUCCCCAAAGCAAGCUGCCAGGAGACGGCGAGGCAGAGACCUUCACUGCCAAGGAGGGCGACCGGCUUGCCCCUUUGCUCCCCGUUUAAAAUCUGGUUCCUGUUGAAUACAUAGGGUGCCCCCACCAAGUCUGACUUUUUUGCAGGGAGACUGACAGAAGGGAUCCAGCCGGGAGCCUGUGCUCUUGCAGUUGCAGGUGAAAAAGCAGCUUUACCGUGGAGCUGUAUGUACAUCAGGAUCCCUUCCCCAGAUUAUUUCCAUGGAUUCCCAAUUGCAAAGGCAUUAUCAAGUGUCAGUCUACUUUGGAGCAGCUUGUCUUGCACAGAUACCUGACGACUUGGAGCAUGUGCAGAGUAAAGAGUUCUCCACCCCAAACUCUUUGAGGGGCAGAGGCCAGCCUGGCUGUCAAUGGUCACCUGUCCAUUUGCCCUUAUCUGCCUGCAUUUGGCAUUUGUGGAGAGGGGCAGAGGCAGCUGGCUCUGCUUUUGGUCUUGGAGACUUUUUGAAAAGGCGAGAUUUCUCCAUGAUCCAGAUUCCUUCAAAGCCACAUUUCAGGCUUGCUUAUUUAAAUAAUCAGCAGUAUAAUCGGGACAGAGCAGAUGUGUGGGGCCAUAUCCUCUCUUCCCCAUUCCCUCCCCCUUUGCUCUCUCCCCCCCCCCCCCCUUUACAAUCUCUGGUUUCUUUCUGAGGAAGUCUUUGCAAUUAUGUUCUGUCCAUUUUUAAAACAAUGCAUUCUUAAAAUAAAUUGGUUUGAGCUGGG
Lacerta agilis (Sand lizard) is the source of this 2881-nucleotide messenger RNA. RefSeq names its product poly(A) binding protein interacting protein 2B (gene PAIP2B). Gene Ontology annotation, biological process: negative regulation of translational initiation. Bases 109 to 507 code for a protein of 132 amino acids. The transcript has 4 exons. Gene Ontology annotation, cellular component: cytoplasm. The record is from RefSeq and is a predicted model, not a curated record. Lineage: Eukaryota; Metazoa; Chordata; Lepidosauria; Squamata; Lacertidae. Gene Ontology annotation, molecular function: mRNA regulatory element binding translation repressor activity.